AGCAAGAAAUGGGAAAAUGUUUGAUGAUUUAGAGAGGGAUGUGGGAGUUGCGACCAUUUCAAAGCGACCUUCUCGCGAAAACCCCAGGGCCAGCCAAAUCUGUUUCCUCACAGGGGAGAGAGAGCGAUGACGAUGGCGAUACCUGGGAACAUUGUCGUUCUUCUUCUCCUUAUGUUGCUUCUCAUCCUCCUUCUCCUCCUCAUUGCCUGUAAACCAUGGCGUUUCUUUUCAUAUUCCCGUUCUCGCACCAUCAAGGGAGCUCCUUCAUUGGCUUCCUAAUAGCUGGAUUCAGCUCCUUUGAGAUUCUGCUCUCUAAAAGAUGUUUUUUUUUUCCAAAAAAAAACUUUCGUCACCCUCAUCCGCCUGUCUGCCUCCAACCGAUGUUCCUGACCUUGACCUUGAGAGACCCCUUGUCUCUGAUGCUGCGGAUGUCACUCAAAACCAAUUCAGUGAGCUUCCCAGAGAUUAUGAUCUGGAGGGUGCACUUCAAACUGAUGGACAUUUUCGGUCCCCAAGAUUACAAGGACUGAUUCAUAAACAAAGACUGCCACCUUCAUCUCCCCAUUCAAGUCAGGGUGAUAGAUUGGUUCAAGAUGUAGUUCCCAAUCCUUUAGAAGUUAUUUCAGUUGGUCAAACUCUUAAACGUACUUACUUUGCAAACCCAAUUCCAAACCAGAUUCCUGAAGUUCAAAAGCAUGCAAAACUGAGUCCGGGAAGUGAGCAACUCCACGAAAUUGCAAGUCAAGACAUCUCACAUGGAAGAAGUUACCUCACUUUGGAGGUCACCUCCGGUCCUUCUCGUGGAGUUCGUUAUUCAAUACAUUCUGAAAACACAUCGAAGCUCCCAUUGACGCUUGGAAGAGUACCUCAUAGUGAUUUACAGCUGAAAGAUUCAGAAGUCUCAGGGAAGCACGCCUUGAUAAAAUGGAAUCUAAAUAGUAUGAAAUGGGAGCUUGUGGACUUGGGCAGCUUAAAUGGGACCCUAUUAAAUUCUCAACCAAUCAACAAUCCUGAUUCUGGAAGUAGACAUUGGGGUGAACCAGUUGAGCUUGCGAGUGGAGAUGUUAUAACUCUUGGUACAACCUCCAAAGUGUAUGUUCAUAUUACAGCUCAGAUUGAGAACCAUAUUCCCUUUGGAGUUGGUUUGGCUUCAGAUCCAAUGGCUUUACGUCGAGGUGGAAAGAAGCUUGCCAUGGAAGAUGUUUGCUAUUAUCAAUGGCCUCUUGCUGGGGUUGAUCAGUUUGGACUCUUUGGUAUCUGUGAUGGACAUAGUGGAGUAGCGGCUGCCAAAUCUGCUAGCGAAAUGCUUCCGGAGAAAGUUGCCACAAUUCUAUCCGAUCCACUAAAAAGGGAGAGGGUAGUAUCUCUUCAUGAUGCUUCAGAUGUUCUUAGAGAAGCAUUUUCUCAGACUGAAGCUUGUAUGAAUCACUAUUACGAGGGUUGUACUGCCACGGUGCUUUUAGUAUGGGCUGAUAGUGAUGAAAAUUACUUUGUGCAAUGUGCGAAUGUUGGGGACUCUGCUUGUGUUCUGAAUGUUCAUGGGAAGCAGAUGAAGAUGACAGAAGAUCACAGAAUAACUAGCUAUUCAGAAAGACUUCGAAUAGAACAAGCAGGAGAACCAUUGAAAGAUGGAGAGACACGUUUGUGUGGCUUGAACCUUGCAAGGAUGCUUGGUGACAAGUUUCUUAAACAACAAGACCCUCGUUUCAGUUCAGAACCUUAUAUAAGUGAAGUUGUCCAUGUAGAUCAAGGAAGCAAAGCUUUUGCAGUGAUGGCAAGUGAUGGCUUUUGGGAUGUGAUCGGCGUGAAGAAGGCAAUUCAGCUGGCCAUUCAGGCUAGGGAAAGAUACUCGUCAAGUGCCGAAAAUUCAGCCGAAAAGGUUGCGAAUUUUUUGUUGGGGGAGGCUAGAACACUGCGUACAAAAGAUAAUACAUCCAUAAUUUUCUUAGAUUUUGAGGUUUCUAAUAGAAUCACUUGUAAAGUUGAACCAUAAUAAAUUAUGUAUUACAACGAAAUGUUAUAGCAUCAUUUUACUUAGUAAUGAUUAUUAUCUUUUGCCUAA
Molecule: messenger RNA, 2062 nt
Organism: Cucumis melo (muskmelon)
Lineage: Eukaryota; Viridiplantae; Streptophyta; Magnoliopsida; Cucurbitales; Cucurbitaceae
Product: protein phosphatase 2C 70
Exons: 14
Coding region: 320-1993 (557 amino acids)
Biological process (GO): protein dephosphorylation
Molecular function (GO): protein binding; protein serine/threonine phosphatase activity
Source: RefSeq, a predicted model, not a curated record